Molecule: messenger RNA, 1610 nt
Organism: Lutzomyia longipalpis
Lineage: Eukaryota; Metazoa; Arthropoda; Insecta; Diptera; Psychodidae
Product: cingulin-like
Exons: 4
Coding region: 171-1610 (479 amino acids)
Source: RefSeq, a predicted model, not a curated record
UAGCACAAAAGGUAAACUUAAAGUCCUUAAAGUUAACAAAAGUGAAAAUAAAAGUGGUGGGAAGUUUAAAAUUAAAAAGAAGAAGAAGAAAACUUAAAACUUUCUCCACGCUUUGUGUCCUUUGCGCAUUUUCUGCAACAAAAACCAGGAAAAUUUGUGAUUACGCAACAAUGGGAUAUCCUUCGGAGGACAUGGAAGCCAGCUGUGAUGAGGAAAUGAUGGAAAAUGAGGAGAAUGUGGACGAGUGUGAUGAAGAAAUGUCCCAAGAGACGGAAAAUUCCGCAGGAUCUGGCGACUCAGCAGCUGCAUCAUCCAACGAAGAAGAUAUUGAGCAACGAUCUCGUGAAAUUCUGAGGGAUAUUCAGACCAGUUCCGAUGAUAGAACGCAGUUGAUUUGGGAGAAAUGUGUCAGAAAUUCAGGGAAACAUCCGGAAAUGCCGCCAUUGAGCAUUUUCCGGUGUAUGGGAGUGUUAAAUGGUGUGCAGUUUGAGAAGCUGGAUUGGCUGCUGCAGGACACGGAGAGCAAAAGUCUCACAUUGAUGAAAGUUCGUGGGGAAGCAAUACAGAAUACUACUCCACUGAUGAAGAUCCACGUCUUUAAGGAUCAAAUUCAGAUGCUGAAGUUCUUGUACGUCGCUAAAGUCAAUGAGAGUGGACAGCUGGAGAGAGCCCAUGAAGCAAUAAUUAUUUCCACAAAGAGCUGUCACGCUGAAAUGGUCAGUAUUAAUGGGGAAAUGUUUCAGUACAUUGAAUCCUUCAAGGGAGUGCCGGAACACGCGCAGAAGAUACGUAAUUCCCUCAAUGAGUUGAUUGAUGCCAUUGCCAUUGAGAAGAAGUCUCUGCCAGUGCUGAAGAAGGAACUCCGGGAUCAGAGAGCAGCUGAUCUCAAGGGAGAUUCCCACAAUUGUGUCUUGAAGAAACGCCAAUGUGAGGAACAGGAUCUUACAGAUAAAGUGGGAUAUCUGAAGGACACCCUCUGGAAGCGUCGUGCUCAUUUGAAGAAAUUAGCAACGAACACCAAAUCCAGGGAGCUUCAGACUGAUAUUGCCAAGUUGGAGGAGGUGUGGAAAGCCAUGGAGGAGGAGAAUGAGAAAAUGCGUCAAAUGAUGAAGGAUACCUGCGGGAUGGAGAAGGAAGAACUCCUGAAGGAAAUUGCACGGAAAGAGGAGAUUGCUGAGAAGGAUUUCAAUGAGCUUCACGAGGAAAUCAUCAAUGCGAAUGAAAAUUUCUUCAUUGAGGAAGAAUGUCUCCUUGAUAAGGCAGAACAGCAGAACCUGGUGAAGGAGAAGCUUGCAGCAGAAGUUGAGGAGCUCGAGAGAGAUUACAAAGCCUAUGAGAAUGGCUUGAAGAGGUUGAAUGAUCUGGAGAAGCAGAUGGCGUUAAUUGAGUUCCAGAAUAGGGAGCUGUCUGAGAAGAAUUCCAGGCAGCGAGAGAUUCGGGAAAGUCCCCGCAGCCGUAAGAGGUGCCUCUCUUCGGGAUCCUCAGAGGAUUCUCUGAUGACUCCACGUCUCCGUACUACACCAACCAGGGAUAGAGAUAUCUUCAAAGUUCCUCGCUCUCAGUCGAGCCGAUCAGUAAAGAGCUCAAGAUUGGAUAAAUACCACAAGUAG